AAUGGGCCAAAAAGCCGUCCAGUAUGAUCCGGUAGAAAUGCUGGAAAUGAUUCUCGGCGAGCUGAAGGCACGACGUCACGUGCUUUCGCGUAGUCUUUGAGCCCCGCCAAAACUUUCACCGCGACUUUACAUCCCCAACAAGCGAUGGACUGCAGAGCCCGCACAGCAACAUUCCUCCUCCGAUUGCCACCUGUGUUCGACAUCUACAUCAACCAAGAUGUCGUUGUUUGGUGGUGAUGGCAGCGCACCACCAACUGAGUCACCACAAGAAUCUGAACCCGACAAUUCACAGCCCUCCAUCCGACAGUCGUUUCCAGCUAUAGCUGAACCUGCCAGCCCACCGAGCGCCCAGUUCGCACCUAACGUUCAACCACCACUAGAAUCUGAAGUGCGCAACGAUCUAUCCACCGACAGCGAGACAGAGCUCAACGAGUUUGACCAAGAUCGGCCGUCGCGGCCGAACCGCUUCACCGGACCGCCACAAACAUGGAAAGGCUACACGGCAGUGGAUCGCCAGAUAGCAGCAUCACUUGAUCAGAUACGGGAUUCGGAUCUCGCCGCUCACUUAUACAAUGCACAUGCUCUGAAGCGCCGAGCACAGAGGCCUAAAGAGGAGAUAGCCCAGCUGGAGAAUUGGCAGGGCAGGGACAACUGGUCAAAGACAGGGAGCGACUUGCAGUAUACAGAUGUAUCUGGGAUAUUGCAGACUGAGCUGGUGCCGUCAAAAGACUGGACAGCAUGGCCACUUCCUCCUGCGAGACUUCCCCACGCCCAUGAUCGACUUCGAAGAGGAUUAGCUGAUGGGGAUCCCAAACAAUGGAUGAUCGGAGGUGCGCGUACACAGGAUGUAGGAGAAGAGCUCCGAGGAGAACUGCUAGCUGUUUUCCUACGGCUAGCAAAGGAGAGAUGGGAAUCAAGGGAGACGGAGGACGUAGAUCAGCGCAGUAGAGAUCGUACAAUGAUUUCACCAAGCAGGUCGCGGUCAAAGAGUGUCAUGUCCACCAAGUCGCGCCGCUCUACUUCACGAGUUGAUGUCGAAAUGAAGGACGGCGACAACCUUGAGAAUGAUAAUGACGAAGCGCAAGAUGAUGAUGAUGAUGAAGAGCACUUGGGCUUGGUAGUGGGCAAGAAGCGUGGCAGGAAGUCUCAGACCGAAACUUACGCAAGACCGAGUGUUCUAGCCGACGACGCGAAAGCACAAAGACUUCUACAACCCACCAUCAACUCUGUGUUGAGCAACCUGGAUGACAUUGCAUUGGCAGUUCGCCGAACCCGCCUCAACCAUUUUGGACAUGGGGGAUCUAGCGACAGAUCAUCUAUGAGCGAGUUCACCUCAGGCGUAGAGUCAGGCGGGUCAAGGUCAUCAACAAGAUCUAGAUCAAAAAGUGCCACAAGUCGAAAAGAGAGCACUCAACCUUCUUACCGUGCAACUUCGACACGUGCCAGUCGUACGGCGAAGGAGGGUAAAAGUACCUCGAAACCUCCAACAGAGCUCUUGGACAACGACCUCGCCUCAAGCAGUGCUUCUGAUUCGGACGCUGCUAAGAGCACCUCAUAUAAGCGAAAGCGUCGAAGAUCCGCCAGCAUCACCAGCGAUAACAGUGCCUCGACUAAUCGUGACUGGUCAGGGAGGGCGGGGCUAUUGGAUUGGAGUGAGGUUCUUGGGCUUGCAGCCGUUAAAGGCUGGGACAAAGGAGCGCUUGCCCGCACCGCUCAUCGAUGUGCUGCCGUUUUCGGAGAAAGCAUGUCAUUUCUGCCAUUUGACGAGAGCCUUGCAUCAAAACCUAUUGCUGAGCCAGUGUACUAUAUACCGUCUACGCUUCCAGCCCCAGAACUCCUCCCUAUCUCUGGCCCAUCUUCGUUCAAGCGUCCCUUCUUUCAGGUCGGCACCCUACGCUGUCCACACACGGACUGCUACGGCCAUGAAAAAGACUUCGCAUUGCCAUAUCGCGUGGUGGAACAUUGCAAGCGAAUGCAUGGCUAUGAUCCUAGGACGAAUGAUUCUGACAAUGAGGAAAGGACGAUAGGCGCUGUACAUAUGGAUGGAUUUCUACACCCUGUCACUUUAAAGCCAGGCUGGUUGGGACAUGGGCGGUCUAAGGCCAGCACGGCGAGCAAGAAGCAGAAGAUGGGCGAGGAGGAAAGUCCAGAUCCACUUGAUGUGGUUGAGUCUAUCGACGAACCUCAAACUUACUAGAAGCAUGACUAGCUAGCAAUAGUACCGUAGGCAAUUAGUAAAGACGCCUCAACCUCAAACUACACAAG
Messenger RNA from Cucurbitaria berberidis CBS 394.84, 2265 nucleotides. RefSeq lists its product as uncharacterized. NCBI's taxonomy places the organism in Eukaryota, Fungi, Ascomycota, Dothideomycetes, Pleosporales, Cucurbitariaceae. The coding region runs from base 218 to 2197 and encodes 659 amino acids. The record is from RefSeq and is a predicted model, not a curated record. The transcript has a single exon.